UUUUAUGUAAAAAUUUCAAGGGAGGUAAAAGAAGCUCUUCAAAGAGCAACAUUAUUUAUAUAUCAUUAGAGGGUAGAGAAGGAAUCUUUUAAUUAUUUUGCAUGAAAGUUCCUUGCAGUUUCUACUUUUUGGAGCUCCCCCCUUUGGUUUUCAAUAUAAACUCACAUUCUUCAUUCCCAUUACCAACAUCCUUGCAAUAUUUUCAGAUUCUCUUUAAUCUCACAAACUCAUCAACUUCUCAGCCUUGAAUUGUGCUAUUGUGUUUUGUUCAUAUAUAUUGGCAUUGCCAAGUUAACUAUUAUUUUUGGUAAUAUUUUAAACCAUUUCGGGAUCGUCGAUCAAAUAUUAAUACACACGUAGAAAUGGGAGUUGGAGGAACUCUAGAGUACUUAUCUGAUCUAAUGGGAAGUGGCCACCACCAACACAAGAUCAAGAAGAGGAAGCAAUUACAAACGGUCGAGUUGAAGGUGAGAAUGGACUGUGAUGGUUGUGAGCUUAAAGUCAAGAAUGCCCUCUCUUCAAUAAAUGGAGUAAAAUCAGUGGAGAUAAACAGGAAACAGCAAAAGGUGACAGUAAUAGGGUAUGUGGAGGCAAAUAAGGUUCUAAAGAAGGCCAAGUCAACAGGGAAGAAAGCUGAGAUUUGGCCUUAUGUGCCAUACAACAUGGUGGCUCAUCCAUAUGCUGUUUCUUCUUAUGACAAGAAGGCUCCUCCUGGAUAUGUGAGGAGAUUGGAGACUACCAAUGGAAUGGUUACUACACAUGAAGACUCUCAUCUCAACAUGUUCAGUGAUGAAAACCCAAAUGCAUGCUCCAUUAUGUAGAUGAUGAGGAAAAAGUGUUUUUUUAGCACAAUAAUGUAGAUUUUGUAGUUUUAAAUGUAGUAGGUUAUUUUGUUUUACUCUAUUGUUUUCAUUCUUAAGUAUUUGUUUCUCUAUUGAAGUGAUGUUGCUGCCAUCAUGGUUUUGCCAAUUCUCGUAUUUGAUGAGUUUUGUUCUGUUAUUUGACUUUUUCUUUUGUCCCCGAUAUAACUGAAUUUUGGUU
This is a messenger RNA of Vicia villosa (hairy vetch), 1041 nucleotides long. Its product is annotated as heavy metal-associated isoprenylated plant protein 23-like. Gene Ontology annotation, molecular function: metal ion binding. The record is from RefSeq and is a predicted model, not a curated record. The transcript is spliced from 2 exons. The coding region runs from base 363 to 821 and encodes 152 amino acids. NCBI's taxonomy places the organism in Eukaryota, Viridiplantae, Streptophyta, Magnoliopsida, Fabales, Fabaceae.